Molecule: messenger RNA, 1187 nt
Organism: Osmia bicornis bicornis
Lineage: Eukaryota; Metazoa; Arthropoda; Insecta; Hymenoptera; Megachilidae
Gene: Smug
Product: single-strand selective monofunctional uracil DNA glycosylase
Exons: 3
Coding region: 209-1081 (290 amino acids)
Biological process (GO): base-excision repair
Molecular function (GO): oxidized pyrimidine nucleobase lesion DNA N-glycosylase activity; single-strand selective uracil DNA N-glycosylase activity
Source: RefSeq, a predicted model, not a curated record
AUAAAUUGUAUUUUAUAUUAAAAAAUAUUUCUGUUAUAUCAUUAUAGAUAAGUAUUUUAUUAGAUAUGAUACAUAGAAAUUAUUUAGAUAACAAUACAUAUAACCGUUAGGAAACAUAUCGAUGUAUUGCAAUUAGAAAUUUGAAUAGUUCCAAAGAACGGUCGUGUUCAGAUUUUGAUUAGUAAUCGUUAAAUAAGUGAAAUUAACAAUGUCAGGCUUAAAAAACAUUAAGAAAAGGCGUCUUGAUGAUUCGGAAGACGUGAAUUGUAAAAAAAUGAAAGUAUCAGAUGAAAAUAAUGAAGAAAUAAGUAACAAAGUUAUAGUUGAAAGUGAUACAGCACAUGAAGAUAUUGCUGAGCAAUUAUUAUCAUUAGAAAAAAAAUUAGUCAAUGAAGUAGGAAAAAUUUCAUUCAGUUUACCUGUAGCAUAUGUUUAUAGUCCACUUGAAUAUGCGUUUAACAUACAUACUUUAUAUGUAAAAAAGUAUUGUAAUACUCCAAAGAAAAUAUUGUUUCUUGGAAUGAACCCUGGUCCUUGGGGUAUGUCACAAACUGGUGUACCAUUUGGAGAAAUAAAUAUGGUCAAAAAUUGGUUAAACAUUAGCGGACCCGUUGGAAAACCUGCUAGAGAACAAGAAAAUAGAAAAGUAACUGGAUUUGAAUGCAAACGUAGCGAAGUUAGUGGAAAAAGAUUAUGGGGUCUCUUUAAAGAAUUAUGCGGAACACCAGAAAAAUUUUUUAAACAUGCAUAUGUACAUAAUUAUUGUCCCAUUGCAUUAAUGGAUAAAAAGGGCUGUAACAUCACACCAGCAGAAAUGAAGGGAAAGGAACAGCUGACAUUACACUCUGAUUGUGAUAAGACUUUGGCAGAUAUAAUUAAGCUUUUAAAAGCUGAAAUUGUUAUUGGCAUUGGCGGAUAUGCAGAAAAACGAGCUCAGCUAGUUGUUAAAUCUCAUAAUCUGCAUGUACAGGUAUUAUGUUUACCUCACCCAAGUCCACGUGCUGCAAAUAAUAAAAAUUGGAAUGAGAAAGCAACUAAAAAAUUGACAGAGUUUGGUUUACUUCAAUAUUUCGCUGCUUAGAUUUAUUUUAUAUUAAGAUAUUAUAACAACAACCAGAAAAAGAAGACAAAAGGUGUUCUGUUUUUAAUUUGUAAUCUUUUGUAUUAUCAUAAGUUUGGAAAGCUAA